AUGGAGAAGAUUACAGAUAAGAUCGCGGCUUUGCCGCCCGGCGCGAAUUACUUCUCUCUUGAGUUCUUCCCUCCAAAGACUCAGAUGGUGGGGCUCUAUUCCUCCCCGCAUUCAGCGGGUUUUGCCAAUUUGCAAGCGCGGUUAGAGCGUAUGGCGCAAGCAUUGCGCCCGCUAUUCGUUACAGUUACAUGGGGUGCUGGAGGUAGCACUGCGGCGAGGUCGCUCGAGUUGGCGGAGAUUUGUCAACGCCAACUACAGCUGACAACAUGCUUACAUCUGACAUGUACGAACAUGAGCAGGACUUUGGUCGAUCAGGCGCUGGAAGAAGCGAAGGUGUUGGGGAUUAGGAAUAUUCUGGCGCUGCGUGGCGAUCCUCCGCGGAGCGAAGAGUACAAUAUGCACGGGGAGGACGACAGCAACAAGGACUUCACCUUCGCCGUCGAUCUGGUCCGGUAUAUCCGGCAAAAGUAUGGCGACUACUUCUGCGUUGGUGUUGCCGGGUACCCAGAAGGCCAUCCUGCCGAUUCAUUCCAGGGCACUCAGGAUCCGAAGGUCGAUUUGCCGUGGUUAGUUGAGAAGACACAGGCGGGCGCCGACUUUAUCAUGACGCAGUUGACGUACGAUAUUGACGCCUACACGAACUAUGAGAAUAUGCUCCGGAACCACGAGUCUGGAGCGUUCAAGACCAUUCCUAUUGUCCCAGGCCUGAUGCCCAUCCACAGCUACAAGAUCUUGACGAGAGUGACCAAACUCAGCCACGUCAAGGUCCCACCGCCUAUUCUCGCGAAGCUGGAAGAGGCCAGGCACGACGAUGAUGCUGUCAAGCGCUUGGGUGUGGAUAUAAUCGCCGAGCUUGUUGAUGGUAUUAGGAAGCUGCCCACUUCUGGGUUCCGAGGCUUCCACUUUUACACCCUGAACCUGGAGAAGACAGUGUCCUUCAUUCUGGAACGAUGCAAACUGAUUCCGGACUAUGACGAUGAUGCAGAGGCUGUGACCGAUGGCGUCUCAUUACUCACGGUCGAUGCAGCAAAAGCUACCAGGCGGCGGCGAGCUUCCUCCAUCAGCUCUCUCCCUCACAACCGCGUGAUUGUUGAUAAGGUCUCCGACGGGUCAUCCAAUGUUUCCAUAACGCACGAAGCCACAGCCGCAAGCGCAGGCCUGCCCGCCGGUCCCCCGGAUCGCAACACAACUCUUCAAAUCUCGGAAGGUCUUGGUGCCCUCGGCCGAGAAGCCACCUGGGACGACUUCCCUAACGGUCGUUGGGGUGAUGCUCGCUCCCCAGCUUUCGGUGAAAUUGAUGGCUACGGUCCCACGCUACACGUCGCCCCGUCCGUCGCCCAUCGCAUUUGGGGUUAUCCCGUUUCCCCCGACGACAUCAGCAAGCUCUUCCGCCGCCACGUAUCCGGAGACCUUCACAUGGUUCCCUGGUCCGAGGGUGGUGCCGAAGAAAACACCAGCGGGCUCAACGCUGAAACAGAAACCAUCCGCCCGGAGCUCCUCGCCCUCAUCGACAAGAAGGGCUGGUGGACCCUGGCCUCCCAGCCUGCCGUUAACGGCGUUCGCAGUGACGACCCAGUCUUCGGCUGGGGUCCCCCGGGCGAGGGAUUCGUCUUCCAAAAACCCUUCGUCGAGUUCUUCUGCCCAUCAUCCGACUUUACAAAUACCUUAAAACCUCUUCUCCGAAAGCACGGCCACGAGAAACUCGCCUGGUUUGCUACCAACGCCGCCGGCGAUUUCGAGUCGUCCCUUCCCGCCGACACAUCAGACACCGAGCCUGUCGAAAUGAAUCCUAACAAUGUCAACGCCGUCACGUGGGGUGUCUUCCGCGGCAAGGAAAUCGUCACACCCACCAUCAUCGAGGAAGUCAGUUUCCGAGCUUGGGGUGAGGAGGCAUACCGCAUCUGGGAUGAAUGGCGCCGCAUUUAUCCUAGGAACUCGGCAACGGAGCGAUUCAUAGAGAAGACAAAGAACGACGUAUGGCUUGUUUGCGUUGUCGGUCAGGACUUUGGAGCUGGGACGGAGACUGGUUCCGCGGAGGAGGAGGAUGAGAAGAAGUUCAUGUGGAGGCUUUUGGCAAACUGUUAG
This is a messenger RNA of Aspergillus mulundensis, 2085 nucleotides long. RefSeq names its product methylenetetrahydrofolate reductase (NAD(P)H) MET12. Gene Ontology annotation, cellular component: cytosol. Lineage: Eukaryota; Fungi; Ascomycota; Eurotiomycetes; Eurotiales; Aspergillaceae. The coding region runs from base 1 to 2085 and encodes 694 amino acids. Gene Ontology annotation, molecular function: methylenetetrahydrofolate reductase [NAD(P)H] activity; FAD binding. The transcript has 2 exons. Gene Ontology annotation, biological process: tetrahydrofolate interconversion. The record is from RefSeq and is a predicted model, not a curated record.